This is a messenger RNA of Pectinophora gossypiella (pink bollworm), 966 nucleotides long. RefSeq lists its product as uncharacterized. Gene Ontology annotation, biological process: regulation of transcription by RNA polymerase II. The coding region runs from base 117 to 905 and encodes 262 amino acids. Gene Ontology annotation, cellular component: nucleus; transcription regulator complex. The record is from RefSeq and is a predicted model, not a curated record. The transcript has 2 exons. Lineage: Eukaryota; Metazoa; Arthropoda; Insecta; Lepidoptera; Gelechiidae.
CGAAGCAACCGGCUUUAAAUGCGUUUUGUACUAGAUUUUUUAUUGUUAUUUCUUUGGAUACCAUUGUGUGUGUGUACCUUUUGGUGUAAUUAAAAGUGCGUUCUCCUUGUGUUUCUAUGCACAGUAACUACGAAUUUUGCCGUACUGCCGCUAUGGAGCAUUUGAUAGAGAGUGUGCGCAAACACCCUUGUUUAUGGAACAGUGAAGUACCGGUAUACAAAAACAACGAGCUAAAGGAACGUGCGUGGUGUGAAGUAGUAAAAGAAUGUGCUUUAUUUGAUGGUAGAGAAGCCAGAAGUUUAUGGAAGAACUUAAGAGAUGGACAUCGACAGGCAAUCGCAAGAAAGAAAACGGCUGGUUCAAUGACUAAAUGGAGAUACGAAGAUCAGAUGGAAUUUCUGCUUCCAACAAUGGCCCUCCGCUCUUUAAAAAGACCUAGAUUGAGGAGUCCAGAGUCACGUAGGCGGGCAUACCUGAGAGAAGACACAAGCAGUAUACAAAGUGAGGAUUCUUUUGGCGGAGAACCACAAAAUGAAGAUACUGAUAAUGAACGUGCAUACGCAUCUGAAUUUGUAGCGAUAGAAUAUGAACAAGAAAAGGUAGAAAUUAAAACAGAGAGAGAAUCUCCUGAACAAGAAACUUUUCCAAAACCAAUAAUAGCAUCUACUUCUUCGUUUAGUGACGUAAAUCAUCAACACAUAGAGCCUACGUCUACCUUUGCUACUACUACGGUGGCUGCUCAUCAAAACAAAGCUCUGGAAAAGUUUUUCAUGAGUAUGUUUGAAACAACCAAUAAUUUACCAGAAAUACUGCAACACCGAGUGCAACGACAAGUUUUUCAAAUUGUUAUGGAUGCACAAGAAGAACAUUUAACAGCAAAAACUGCAAGAUUAUCUACACCAUAAUCAACAAAACCAUGACCGUCGUCGAUAAUUUUUGUUGGUGGUAUAGUCUUGUAUUAUCCAU